Messenger RNA from Asparagus officinalis (garden asparagus), 1238 nucleotides. Its product is annotated as isopentenyl-diphosphate Delta-isomerase I-like. Gene Ontology annotation, biological process: isopentenyl diphosphate biosynthetic process; isoprenoid biosynthetic process. The transcript has 6 exons. Lineage: Eukaryota; Viridiplantae; Streptophyta; Magnoliopsida; Asparagales; Asparagaceae. The record is from RefSeq and is a predicted model, not a curated record. Gene Ontology annotation, cellular component: cytoplasm. Gene Ontology annotation, molecular function: isopentenyl-diphosphate delta-isomerase activity. The coding region runs from base 100 to 1014 and encodes 304 amino acids.
AGGAACCGAACCCAUAUUCCAUGCUUAUCCGGUUAUCCCCCAAACCGAACACACCAUAUACUUUCAAGAAUCUUGUCCCCGAGCGCGAAUCCAACGCAGAUGUCGUCGUCUUGUGGUGGGAUCCAGAGCCUCAUCUCACGAGCAGCGAUUCGAUCAAGAACACCGCAAUCCUUAUCUUCGUCUUCUUCAUCUAUCGAUAGCUUGCUUCUUCGAUCUGAUUCCAGCAAAUCUAAGCCUUUCUCUUUGUCCUGCUCUCGUUUCGUAUUCCUUAGCUCCGCCAUGCGCAAAGAGGAGACCGCCGCCGCCGCAGCCGGCGAAGUCUCCGUUGAUCCUGACAUGGAUGCGGUACAGAGGCGACUCAUGUUUGAGGACGAGUGCAUUUUGGUUGAUGAGAAAGACAAUGUUGUUGGCCAUGAAUCCAAAUACAACUGUCAUCUGAUGGAAAGGAUUGAGUCUGAGAAUCUGCUUCAUAGGGCUUUUAGCGUUUUCCUGUUCAACUCAAAAUAUGAGCUGCUACUUCAGCAAAGAUCUGCGACAAAGGUGACGUUUCCUUUGGUAUGGACCAAUACAUGCUGCAGCCAUCCACUUUAUCGUGAAUCUGAGCUUAUAGAAGAAAACUACAUUGGGGUUAGAAAUGCUGCUCAAAGGAAAUUAUUAGAUGAACUCGGUAUACCUGCUUCUGACCUGCCUGUUGAUCAAUUCACACCUCUUGGACGAAUACUUUACAAAGCCCCAUCUGAUGGAAAAUGGGGAGAGCACGAGCUCGAUUACCUUCUUUUUAUUGUUCGAGAUGUCAAUAUGCAACCAAAUCCAGAUGAGGUGGCAGAUGCAAAAUAUUUCAAUAGAGAUCAAUUGAAGGAGCUGUUGAGGAAAGCUGAUGGUGGAGAGGAUAGUAUAAAGCUAUCUCCAUGGUUCAGGCUGGUUGUCGAUAACUUCCUGUUCAGAUGGUGGGAUCAUGUUGAGAAAGGUACGCUCCAGGAGGUAGCUGAUAUGAAAACUAUUCAUAAGCUGUGACAUAGAAGGUGAACAUGAUCAGAAAAGGUUUGAUACCAGUUGAUCAAAUGUUUGUGCAUCAAUAUUUUGUUGGAAUAACCAGCAGCUGAAAUGUUUGCUGAUAGGAUGAGACUAGCAUUUUGUUGUUCUAUUUGGAGUCCUCUUGUUGUUUCCUUCUGCAGUUUUAAAUUCAAUUGGUUAUUAUGAUAAUCUGGAUCAUCAUUUUCGUGAGUCAAGUUUCGUUA